Ruditapes philippinarum (Manila clam) is the source of this 496-nucleotide messenger RNA. RefSeq lists its product as uncharacterized. The transcript has 4 exons. The coding region runs from base 173 to 496 and encodes 107 amino acids. The record is from RefSeq and is a predicted model, not a curated record. NCBI's taxonomy places the organism in Eukaryota, Metazoa, Mollusca, Bivalvia, Venerida, Veneridae.
AAAAAAGGCACUUAUUUUUUCGGAAGUGUUCAUAUUAUUAAGGUUGAUGCCUGCUAAGUAGAAAUCGAAUAAAAAGGACUCUGGAAAUUUAGAUAAACAGACAGACAAGCAGACAAAAAGUGAAACACGAAAAGCUACUUCGCCAUUAUACACAAAUAACACACAGUUAAAGAUGUCGUACCUAACAUUGUCAAUUCGAACAAAUCCUUUUGAACUAUUGAGAAGUCAAAAACAUGCAAUAUCUGAAGUUAUAGAUGUAUUGAAAGAGAUUAAAGUACUGCAGAAAACAUCCGACGCUUCUCUGUGUAUCAAGGAUGAUCUAAAGAAGUGCUCAUUUCAAAUACCAAAGCUUGUCAAGGUGCGAAGUAAUCUUGAAAAAUGCAUUAACGGAAUUCGUCACAUAGAAGCCCUGGAAGAUCACUUGUCGCAGCAGAAAGAUAUGCCAUCAUCAUCGGCUUCGGUUAGUAUUAUUCCAAAAGUUCUUGUCGUUAACUAG